GUCCAUCUUUACCGCUCUCUUGGACCUGUCACAAAGGAGUCGCGCCGCAGCCGCCGCCGCCCCCUCCCUCGAGUGCGCCCGAGAGCUGGAGAAAAACUGCCACUGGAUGACCAGGAUUCCUUAUAAUUGAUAAUGUUGGAGAUCAACUCUGCAACUUUCUUCAGCAUUCAGUUGUUAAAUACAAAUAGGAUGCAAGUUCCUCAACUCCAGAUUAUGAAAACAGUACCUGGAAAACUGAAAACUAUCUAAAUGAUUGUCUUUGGUUGGGCCGUGUUCUUAGCAAGCAGAAGCCUUGGCCAGGGUCUGCUCUUGACUCUUGAGGAGCACAUAGCCCGCUUCCUGGGGACUAGAGGUGCCACUGCGACCAUGGGCAAUUCCUGUAUCUGCCGAGACGACAGCGGAGCAGAAGACAGUGUUGACACCCAGCAGCAACAGGCCGAUAACAGUGCAGUCCCCGCCGCUGACACGAGGAGCCAGCCCCGGGACCCUGUUCGGCCACCAAGGAGAGGCCGAGGACCACAUGAGCCAAGGAGGAAAAAACAAAAUGUAGACGGGCUAGUGCUGGACACACUGGCAGUCAUACGGACUCUUGUAGAUAAUGAUCAGGAACCUCCCUAUUCAAUGAUUACAUUGCACGAAAUGGCAGAAACAGAUGAAGGAUGGUUAGACGUUGUCCAGUCUUUAAUUAGAGUUAUUCCAUUGGAAGAUCCACUGGGACCAGCUGUUAUAACAUUAUUACUAGAUGAAUGUCCAUUGCCCACUAAAGAUGCACUCCAAAAACUGACUGAAAUUCUCAACCUAAAUGGAGAAGUAGCUUGCCAGGACUCAGGUCAUCCUGCCAAACACAGGAACACAUCUGCAGUCCUAGGCUGCUUGGCAGAGAAACUAGCAGGUCCUGCAAGUAUUGGUUUACUUAGCCCAGGAAUACUGGAAUAUUUGCUACAGUGUCUGAAAUUACAGUCCCACCCCACAGUCAUGCUUUUUGCACUUAUCGCACUGGAAAAGUUUGCACAGACAAGUGAAAAUAAAUUGACUAUUUCUGAAUCCAGUAUUAGUGACCGGCUUGUCACAUUGGAGUCCUGGACUGAUGAUCCUGAUUAUCUGAAACGUCAAGUUGGUUUCUGUGCCCAGUGGAGUUUAGACAAUCUCUUUUUGAAAGAGGGUAGGCAGCUGACCUAUGAGAAAGUGGACUUGAAUAGCAUUAAGGCCAUGCUGAAUAGCAACGAUGUCAGCGAGUACCUGAAGAUCUCGCCUCAUGGCUUGGAGGCUCGCUGCGAUGCCUCUUCUUUCGAAAGUGUGCGUUGCACCUUUUGUGUGGAUGCUGGGGUGUGGUACUAUGAAGUUACUGUGGUCACUUCUGGUGUCAUGCAGAUCGGCUGGGCCACACGGGACAGCAAGUUCCUCAACCACGAAGGCUAUGGCAUCGGGGACGAUGAAUACUCCUGUGCAUACGACGGCUGCCGGCAGCUGAUUUGGUACAACGCCAGAAGUAAGCCGCACCUACACCCCUGCUGGAAAGAAGGAGACACGGUAGGAUUUCUGUUAGACUUGAAUGAAAAGCAAAUGAUCUUCUUUUUAAACGGCAACCAGCUGCCUCCUGAGAAGCAAGUCUUUUCAUCUACUGUAUCUGGAUUUUUUGCAGCAGCUAGUUUCAUGUCAUAUCAACAAUGUGAGUUCAAUUUUGGAGCAAAACCAUUCAAAUAUCCACCGUCUAUGAAAUUUAGCACUUUUAAUGACUAUGCCUUCCUCACAGCUGAAGAGAAAAUCAUUUUGCCAAGGCACAGGCGUCUUGCUCUGUUGAAGCAAGUCAGUAUCCGGGAAAACUGCUGCUCCCUGUGUUGUGAUGAGGUAGCAGACACGCAACUGAAGCCAUGUGGACACAGUGAUCUGUGCAUGGAUUGUGCCUUGCAACUGGAGACUUGCCCAUUGUGUCGGAAAGAAAUAGUGACUAGAGUCAGACAGAUUUCUCAUAUCUCAUGACACACGUGAAGAGGCCUCAUGGACUUAUUUCUACUCAAUUCCAGCCAAUGUUGAAAAGAAAAAGAAAAAAAUCUCUAAUCAGUUGUAUGCACAUUGAAACUUAUAGCCAUGGCCAGAUUUUAUGCUAAAAAAAUGAUAGUUUAUCAAAGACAAAAUUCUCCUAGAAUCUAACCCAACCUGCCAGCCCUGAAAAAUUCCUUUUAAGGGCAAGGAAAGCUGAAUGCCAGUAGCUAGGCCUGUGGUAAUUCCAUGAAAAGCUAUAGGAGAUAAUGCCCUCUUGAGUGCUUGAAACCACACUGGAUUUCUCCAGGUUGGGUUCAUUUGAUUGUGUAACACAGGAUGUUUUGUCUCAUAUUCUAAAGUUUUUAUUUUGGGCAAAAGUCAUUAUGGAGACGUAAAUGAUAGCAUUUCUGGGUUAAGCAUAACUUCCCAUUGGUCAGAGAGCCACUGGUAUCUUAAGCAUGGAUACUGCACUGCAAGACUUGAAGCCGUAAAACUAGAAUCCCACAGGUCAGUACUACAAGCAACAUGGAGGGCCUGAAAGAAGGUGCACAGACUGUAGACAAAACAAAACCCAAUUUUUGAUAUUUCAGUGAUCCCAAAGAACAUUCUAGUUUGUUUUUUUUUUAACUGCAGAAAAUUGGUGGUAUUUUCACAUUCAUGAUGUUUCUAUCCAAUUUCAGUACCCACAUUUUGUGAGGAACAAAUGUUUUAACAAUGCA
Molecule: messenger RNA, 2702 nt
Organism: Budorcas taxicolor (takin)
Lineage: Eukaryota; Metazoa; Chordata; Mammalia; Artiodactyla; Bovidae
Gene: RSPRY1
Product: ring finger and SPRY domain containing 1
Exons: 15
Coding region: 250-1980 (576 amino acids)
Cellular component (GO): cytoplasm
Molecular function (GO): protein binding; ubiquitin-protein transferase activity
Source: RefSeq, a predicted model, not a curated record